AUGGGGAGCCCCCGAGUCCCCACGCGGACCGUGCUCUUCCGGAGCGAGAGGAGCGGCCUGACCUACCGGGUGCCCGCGCUGCUGCCCGUGCCGCUCGGGCCCAGCCUGCUGGCCUUCGCGGAGCAGCGGCGCAGCCCCAGCGACGCGCACGCCCACCGCCUGGUGCAGAGGCGCGGCGCGCUGGCGGGGGGCUCCGUGCAGUGGGGCGCCGCCCAAGUGCUGGACACGGCGGCCCUGGAGGAGCACCGGUCCAUGAACCCCUGCCCCGUGCACGACGCGCGCACCGGCACCGUCUUCCUCUUCUUCGUGGCCGUCCGCGGCCAGACCCCCGAGGGCGCGCAGAUCGCCACGGGCAGGAACGCCGCGCGCCUCUGCUGCGUGGCCAGCCGGGACGCCGGCCGCACCUGGGGCCGCGCGCGGGACCUCACGGCGGAGGCGGUGGGCGCCGCCGAGCGGGACUGGGCCACGUUUGCCGUGGGCCCAGGCCACGGCAUCCAGCUGGGCUCGGGCCGCCUGCUGGUGCCAGCCUACACCUACCAUGUGGACCGGCGGGAGUGCUUCGGCAAGAUCUGCAGGACCAGCCCCCACGCCUUCACCUUCUACAGCGAUGACCACGGCCAGACCUGGCACCACGGCGGCCUCCUGCCCAACCUGCGCUCGGGCGAGUGUCAGCUGGCUGUGGUGGACGGAGGGCAGGCGGGCAGUGUCCUCUACUGCAAUGCCCGGAGCCCCCUGGGCAGCCGUGUGCAGGCCCUCAGCACAGACGAGGGCACCUCCUUCCUGCCGGGAGAGCUGGUGCCCACCCUGGCCGAGACUGCCCGGGGUUGCCAGGGCAGCAUCCUGGGCUUCCCAGCCCCACCCUCUAAUAGGCCUGGCGAUGAGGGAUCAUCAGUGGGCACCGGGAAGACUCCCUUUCCUCCAAAUCUCUGUCCUGGCGCCCAGGAACCCCCAGAGGAGGGGGCUGGAGACACCCUAAGGGGUGGGGGGCUGGGUGGGACAGAGAGAUGUGGGGGCGGGACAGAGGGAUCAGGGGACCCCAGCCCAGGGCCUGGGACCGGUGGGGACAGGAGGGCCUGGUCCCUGCAGCUCCCUAGGCUCCCUGCUGCCCUGCCUCAGAGCCCCACGUGGCUGCUGUAUUCCCACCCAGCGGGCCGCAGGGCUCGGCUCCAUAUGGGUGUCCACCUGAACAGGUCCCCCCUCGACCCCCACAGCUGGUCGGAGCCGUGGGUGAUCUACCAGGGCCCCAGCGGCUACUCUGACCUGGCAUCCAUCGGGCCCACGCCUGAGGGCGCCCUGACCUUCGCCUGUCUUUAUGAGAGCGGAGUCAGGGUGUCCUACGAGGAGAUCUCCUUCUGCAUGUUCUCCCUGCGCGAGGUCCUAGAGAAUGUGCUUCCGGGCCCCGGGCCCCCCGGCCUGGUGGGCAAGCCCCGGGAGCAGUGCUGGCCCUCCUGA
Pipistrellus nathusii (Nathusius's pipistrelle) is the source of this 1452-nucleotide messenger RNA. The record is from the annotation of a GenBank genome assembly. NCBI's taxonomy places the organism in Eukaryota, Metazoa, Chordata, Mammalia, Chiroptera, Vespertilionidae.